AUGCGCAGUCGCUGGGUUGACUCGCUCAAGCGCAGCAUCUCGGCGUCCCCGCGGCACGACGAGCGGCCGUCGUCCGAGUCAUUAAAUGGCACGUCCACGUCUAUACCAGGUCCAAAAACAGGCGUUUCAAAUCCCGCGUACGUCCACGAUGUGGAGCGCUGCAACUGCGUCGGCGGCGUCUGCACCGUCUCCCGCGUACUAGAGGACUGCGUGCUGCAAGGUGGUGUGCACCACACCCAUCUGCACGUAUUAACGUACUUGGGACGACCGUUGCGCUCCAGUUGCUGCUGUUACCCCGUGUCCGUGCAGUGGUUUCGAGCCGUGGGGGAGCAGGACGAUUUCCAAGUGAUUCUAGGCGCCGAUAAUGAGUGGUACACACCCACAGCUGAUGAUAUUGGGGCGAGAGUGCUGGUGAAAGUCAUGAUUGAAGACAAGGACGGACUCAAGACCAAGAUGCUCGAGUACGGACCGAUCCGAGAGGAUCCGCAAGUCAGGAGCAAAGUCGAGAUGUACCUCGACCGCAAGUCGGUGCUGUUUAUGGGCCUUGCAAGUAUCUCAGUGAAAAGAGAGGACAACGGGGAGCUGCAGGAGGAGGAGCUACGGGAGAGCUGGACGCUGCUGAGUGACGAUCGUGGAGUACGGCUGACGUGUGAAUCGUCGCUGUUGUCACCGUUUGAGAGGCGAUAUUCUGCAGAUAUCAAGCUCGAGAUAGCUUACAGCACACCGAACGAGUUCUUUCUAUACCUCGAGAAAGACUGCUACGUUCGGCUCCGGGCCGAGUCCAAUACGGUGCGGGAUGUUAUUGUGCUCACCCUGCGUUUUUUCUGCAAGAUGGCCAUAUCAGAUGAGAUCGAGCACCCUGCCGUUGCUCACGGACUGCCACCGUUGACUGUGCGCAAGAUCACGCAGGAUGGAGAAACCGCGAAGCAGCUCCCAGUAGGUGUCGAUACAAACUUUGGCGGAUUACUGGGAUUGAAAUGCAUGCUGAGGUUGUACACGCCGUCUCUUGAAUGCGACCCGCAGACUCAGGAUGAUUCUACGCCAAUGACAUCGCCUGCUCUGGCACGCGACCUACCGUGGGAUCGAUCUGCGAGCGACUCGCUCAGUUUAGGUCAUCCCGGAUCCUCAGCUACAAGCGCAGCUUUCGAAGCAUUGGACGCAGCACAGGAUGGAAAUAGUAGGCGACUGAGUUUUAUUGAUGACGCAAGACCAAGUCCAGCAAGCAGCAUCGAUGAAGGUUUUGGGGACCAAGGAUGCCAGCAUCUUGACGGCUUGGAUGAUGAUUCGUUGCUGUCGGACGCUAAUGCACUGAUCAAUCACGCGCAAAAGAUGGGUAUCCAGUGCCAGACGUUGCUCCGUGCUUCAAAACGGAUUUCGAUGUCGGAUAUUCCUAACUUGGAAAUCGUGGAGGUGACGGGAAGCGUAAUUGAUGGGGGCGCAAGCUUCGAACAAGAGAAACAGGGAGUGCGACAGCGGGAGCGAGACCAGCGUCGUCGUCGAGGGAGCAGUGGCAGUACAGGCGGCUGUGGAUUAGCAGAUUGUGGCAAUGAUGAAAGCAGUAUCGAUGUCGAUGAAAGCGCUGCUACUGAGAUGCUUGACGCCAGUGCUAUCGAUGAUUUAGUCGAGGACUUCAUGGCAGACGACGCACUGAAGGCGAAUAUGGAUGUGGCAGUACUACGGGACCGGUAUGUCACGAUCUUUUGCUUACUGCAACGCGAGCUGCGGUCGUACAAGCUGCGCGUCGCAAUGCUGUUGAAGCAGCUCGAGGAAAAGCAGGAGCUGAAUGCUAGUUUCCGGAAGGACAUCGAGUCGUUGCACAGCGCCCUCACGUCGAUGCAGCUGGCUGACAAAGUGUACGAUCUCGUGUCUACGGAUCUGCAACAGCUUGUCACGAGCACAGCUGCCGAUACGGGAACAGUCAACCAUUUAUCGUACGCGGCUGGUACGUGA
This is a messenger RNA of Peronospora matthiolae, 1950 nucleotides long. Lineage: Eukaryota; Oomycota; Peronosporomycetes; Peronosporales; Peronosporaceae. The record is from the annotation of a GenBank genome assembly.